Penicillium angulare is the source of this 1371-nucleotide messenger RNA. RefSeq names its product glycoside hydrolase family 76 protein. Lineage: Eukaryota; Fungi; Ascomycota; Eurotiomycetes; Eurotiales; Aspergillaceae. The record is from RefSeq and is a predicted model, not a curated record. Gene Ontology annotation, molecular function: mannan endo-1,6-alpha-mannosidase activity. Gene Ontology annotation, biological process: carbohydrate catabolic process; fungal-type cell wall biogenesis. Bases 1 to 1371 code for a protein of 456 amino acids. The transcript is spliced from 4 exons.
AUGCAUAUGUCGGGAUCUUGGACCCUUUUGAGGGGCCUUUUGAUCCCCCUUCUUUUCUCUGGAUCGAUAUCUGCUAUUGAAUUAGAUAUCACUGAUGAACAGUCGAUCAAAGAUGCCGCCAGCACUACAACUUACGCUAUGAUGACCUACUACCAUGGCAAUGAAACAGGCCAUAUCCCCGGUUCCUUUCCUACAAAAUGGUGGGAGGGUUCAGCUCUCUUCCUAGCCCUCCUACAGUAUUGGCAUUUUACAGGGGACACAACUUACAAUGAUGAACUUCGGGUCGGUUUGGAAUGGCAGGCUGGUGACAACGAUUAUUUGCCGACCAAUUACAGCUCCUGGAUUGGAAAUGAUGACCAGAUGUUUUGGGGCCUAGCCGCCAUGACCGCAGCCGAGCUGAAAUUCGCCGAUGCCCCCAAUAUUGGAUCCGGAUACUCAUGGCUUUCCCUCGCACAGGGUGUCUAUAACUAUCAAAUCAAAGAAUGGGAUACAACUAGUUGUGAUGGUGGUCUUAGGUGGCAGAUUUGGACUUACGAAUCUGGCUACGAUAUGAAAAACUCCAUCUCCAAUGGUGGACUGUUCCAAUUAGCGGCUCGCCUUGCACGCUAUACGAACACGGCAUCAUAUGCCACUUGGGCCGAGAAGAUCUGGGAUUGGUCCGUAUCCUCGCCCUUGCUCAGUAACACAACCUGGAAUGUGGCCGAUUCUACCGACACUACGAACAAUUGUAAAACCCAGGGUGAUGAUCAAUGGUCAUACAAUUACGGUACAUAUAUGAUGGGCGCUGCUUAUAUGUACAACUAUACCAAUGGCAGCACAGUCUGGCUCGAGGCCGUCAACGGUUUAUUGAACAAGACCUUCGACCACUUUCUCACUGACGACAUCUUGGAGGAAAAGUUAUGUGAGCCAAGUGCAAGCUGCAACGACAAUGAAAUCCUAUUCAAAGGACUCGUAUCAUCUUGGCUGUCCUUCACAGCUCUCUUGGUUCCAUCGACCUAUGAUACGAUCUUACCCGUCCUUCAAACCUCUGCCCAGGCAGCUGCUAAAUCCUGUACGGGCCUCAACAACAAUACAUGCGGAGUGACUUGGUAUAAGUCGGAGUAUGAUGGCUUGAUUGGCAUGGAAGAACAGAUAAGCGCUACGAAUAUUUUCGUGGCUAACAUGAUCGCCUUUGACCGUUCAGCGCCAGUCACUUCCACCACGGGCGGUAACAGUACAAGCAAUCCUACCGCUGGUGAAAAUGACACGAGUGCAAGCACUUCCACUGAUUCAGCCAUAACAACGGGAGAUAGAGCCGGGGCUGGAAUAUUGACGGCAAUCUUCGUCGCGGGCUGGGUGGCCAUCAUGGGGUGGACUGUUCUCGGUGGUUAA